Molecule: messenger RNA, 1443 nt
Organism: Oikopleura dioica
Lineage: Eukaryota; Metazoa; Chordata; Appendicularia; Copelata; Oikopleuridae
Source: the annotation of a GenBank genome assembly
AUGCACAUUCCUGUAGCUCCUACCCCUCUAGUUCCUCAGACCGGCAAAAAUCAGUCGGAGGACUCUUCAGCUGAUCUCCCUGCUCUUCCCCCACCAGAUCAGACUGAGGAACGUUACCUCGACACUGCUGAAAACGCGGACAAAAAUCCCGUUUCUAGCACAAAUACCAUCCCGAUAAAAGAAAUGGAUCCAGAGGCGUCGGUCGAAUCCGCCUUCGACAGUCUCCUCGAGCCGUAUGUCAACGAGUUCAGCGAUGUUGAGGCGUCGCCUGAACACGUCACCGGCGAAUCAGUGACACUACCAAGAGAAUCGACUCCCGAGCCGUCGGAUCUGGCUCAAGAGCAAGAACCGGCCGGUUCGGUCCCGCCCGAGCUGCCAUCUUCAGCCGUGCUCCCCCGUUACGUAUCCAAAGCACCCUCUCAGAGUCCGGAAUUUAUUCCACCCGCUGACUCGAGUCCAUUUGUCAGCCGCCUGGACCAACGACUGACCGAAAUUUUUCACGUCCCUCAAAGUCCGACUGUCCACGAGGACUCGGACGAUGAGCCAGGAAGUGUAAUCGACCUCGGCAGCGUCGACCUAUCGAUGCAUGAAUAUCAAAGCGCCCUCAAGGACGCCAAGGAACGCAAGCUGACGGUCAAACAGCACGGGCAAUUACUCCCAACCCGGGAAGCCAACUUUAAAGUCAAGGCGCUCCAGCACGAGUUGCUUUGUGCACUCCAGAAAGCCGCGCCAGUCUUCGAUCAACGAACUUUUCCUCGAUCAGAGGAUUACAAGAAGAUCAGCAAGCUGGUCUACAAAUUGUUCAACCCUAGCUCGAAAUAUGCGUACUGCGCAAACGCCAGCCUACUAGGCGGUCAGAGCUCCUUGCGCAGCUUUAUCGCCAAAGGACGAGCUCAGAAAAAUUCAUCUGGCGAAGCUUCUUCCUCCAAAACUGAGUCUCGGGACAGCGCUGGUUCAGCCCGCAAUGCCAGCUCCUCAAACAGCGAUACUGGCGCUCAGCCCUCUAGCGCCCCUGCUGGACCUUCUCCGGAACAACCGCGUUCCCUCGCUGGUCGACUCGGCCGGCACGGCCAACACAAAUACAAGCGGGGAAAUCGUGGUGGACGUUUCGGUCCCUAUAAACGUGCCUACCCACGAGGGCCGGCGUCUCGAGGAAAUCGGUCCUCAGCUACCGUCGGUCAAUUGGCUCGAAUCUGGUUUGCGAUCCCGGCUCAUUGCCAUCAGGAGAUCACUGUUCGCCCGCUUGUUACUCCUGGUCGCAACGCGCCUACUUUCCGAACCACGCCUGAGGAAUUCACUCUCUCCUCUAACAGCAUCUGGGUGCUUCGCUUUCCAUUCGUCUACCGUGACGAACAGAAGACUUAUCUUCCGCCGAAGGAAAGCAGCGAGUUUAUUCACUUCAAGGUGUCGAAGAUUCUUUCACGCAACACGGCCAAGGGCUGA